GUUUGUAACGUUUUUCUGAACGUAAAUCAAUUUGAUUCUAAAACCUGCAAAGAUGAACUUUUAAAAGCAGAUAAAAACUGCCCGUUUUGGAGGUUUUGCUUUUUUUUCUUCGUUGAGUUUUUGUGCAUUUAUUAGUUACUUCGUAAAUAAUUUAUUCCUGAUAACAAUGACUACUAAACUAAGUUUAUCGUAUUUAACGGCAAGGGACCCCAGUAUUUUAGCUUUCAAUAGAUUUAAUGUACCAAAAACACAAUUAACCUUUUCUACCAAAAUGGAUAGUACUUUUACAGUUAGUUCCACAGUUAUUGAGGAGGAACAGGAACAUGUCAAUGUAUUCCUAAAAAUUAGAAGCGAUGUUGAUUUCAAUGAUGAAAAUUACGAAGUCUCCGACAAGAACUUUAUUGUUAAAAAAAUGCAUAAUCUAUCAUUGGUAAAGAACGUGUAUUCCUUCUCGAACAUAUUUCACAAAACCCAAACCCAGGAAGAAAUAUUCAACAGCGUCGUCAAGCCGAAAAUACUGGACUUCUUAAAUGGGAAAAAUUACUCAUUGUUUACUUACGGAGCUUCGGGUUCAGGCAAAACUUACACUAUUGUCGGGAGCCCAGAAACGCCGGGAAUAAUACCGAGAUCUUUAGAUUACACUUUUCGAUCGAUCGCCAAAUUAAUUCACGAGCCUACAGUAAUGCCUUUGCCGAAUGGAACGACAAUUGUGAUAAACGAUGCCAUCAAAAAAGAAAUGGAGUCUCUCAAGAACUGUAUAAUGUCGAGUACAGCGCAAGUCAACUACAAGGAUUUAUACAAGCAAAUGCAGUGUCGCUUGAGCAGUGAAAACAUAUGCAGCGUUUCUUUUGAUAAUGGCACCAAUGUUUCUAUAUGGGUUUCAUUUGUUGAGAUUUAUAAUGAGUGUAUCUAUGAUUUGUUAUCAAAAGAAAAGGAUAAACGAUUAAAAUUGGGAUCAACGGGCAACGAUACUUACGUUAAAGAUCUCACACAGAUUAACGUUAGAUCAGCUUCGGAAGCUUUCAUGAUAUUACAAUACGGACUAAAUAAGUUAAAUUAUGCUAAAACCAAUGUUAAUAUGCAUUCUAGUAGAUCACACUGUAUAUUUACACUGAAAUUAGUGCAAACGUCUAAAAAUAAUCGCCAUGUUAUCAUAAAUAACAUCAACUUUUGCGAUUUAGCUGGAUCCGAGAGGUUGAAGAAAACAUUGAAUCGAGGAAGUAGAUUGAAGGAAUCAAAUAAUAUAAACACUUCAUUAUUGGUUUUAGGAAAAUGUGUGGAUAUUGUAAGGAACAACCAAAACAAGCAGGAGAACAAAUUAAUACCGUUCCGUGAGUCUAAGCUGACCCAAAUUUUUCAAAAAGCUCUCAUCGGGAGCGAAAAAAUGGCCAUAAUAAUUAAUAUAAAUCCUUCAAGUGAAAUGCUUUUCGAAACCCAUUGCACGUUAAAGUUCUCAGCUAUAGCUAAGAGCAUAGUUAUUCACGAGCAAAUUCCCGAAGUGAAAUUAAAGAAAAAUAGGCUAUCCAGAUCUUUAAGGGAAUCAUUAGAGGGACUCGAAAACAGUGAUAAAUUUAACCUUCAAAUUGAAGAAUCCAUGCCGUAUAGACUUCUAAAACUAAGAUUCGAUGACAUUAAGAAGAGUAAUGAAAAGCUCCAAGAAAAAUACGAUGAUCUUAGAGUAAAGUAUGAAGACUUACGGCAUAAAUUUGACAACGAGGUGAUGGAAUUGUCCGAGGUCGAUAGUUUAGUGAAAAUGGAGAAAGCUCAAGUUGCAGAGAAUUAUUCCGAUGCGCUCGAGAGUGAACAGAAAAGGCACCUGGAAACUGUAUCUAAGAUAACUGAAGAAUACGAAGACAAACUUACCCGCUACGAUAAUAUAUUUAGCACUUUUUUCAAUUCCAAUUACUCUCCUGCACGGCCAUCAGUAGUGUACCUGAGCGACAGUUCGGACGAUGAUUCAGAUUUCGUUGAAGAUUAUUCUAAAGAAGAAUUAAUUCGAAUAAUUAAAAAAAAUAAAAAGACCUGUGAGGAAUACAAGCGUAAAGCAGAAAGAAUGGAAAUGUACAGAGAACUCUAUCGUAAAAUUCACACAGAACUUCUUAAACUUGAAGAAAACUGUGAUGAUGUCUCCUUUUGUGAUUAAUGUGUUUAUUAUUAACAGUUAUUAUUGAAAUUGU
Molecule: messenger RNA, 2177 nt
Organism: Phyllotreta striolata
Lineage: Eukaryota; Metazoa; Arthropoda; Insecta; Coleoptera; Chrysomelidae
Source: the annotation of a GenBank genome assembly